AUGGUGAUGAUGUACAUACACAACUACAAGUUCAACAAAAUAUAUAUGGAAGUCGACCCUAUUCUUAUUCUAAAAUAGAAUGAAUUCACUAAAUUUUACACUGGACGAUGGCUCUCCAUCCGUCACAAAAAUUCACUUUGUGACAACAUUUCUUACAAACCGCAAAGCCUUUUAAUUGAAAAGGCAAUAUUAUGAAAAAUCAGUGUCCUCCAAUCAAGAAUAUUUCCACUUCUAUCAAUUUGAGAAUUGUUGGACUUCUUUCAAGUAUUAGUUUUCAAAAUGCAAAAUACUUUGCUGAGAUGCUUUUUACUCAUCAAAGAUUUAAAUAUAAUAAACCACUAUACAGAUCUUUAUUGGAAUUUGACUGGAUCGAGUAUAGAUACAAAUUAAAUAAGAACAUAGGAGGACAGGCUUGGGCAUUGAUCAAAGACGUGGCAGUGUUCUGGAAUGAUGAGCUUCUGGGAAAUGACAGUGAUCUAUUCAAGGUGUUGGUGGGAUCGAAUCUAUUAAUGCAAAAUGUGCCUGAUCGUUCGGAUUUGCUCGCUCUUGCAAACAAGGCUAGAGACGAUUACUUCAAUAAGGAUCCUGAUAGGUCGUUUGCAUUUUUUGAGAUAAGUGAAAACGAUGCAGUGAUCGGAUCAUUUGUAUUUGAGCUUUACAGUGAUCUACUGCCAGACACCUGUGACAGAUUCAUGUACCUAUGCAUAAAUCAUCCUCUGAAACAGGCAAAGCAAACUUACACCGGAUCAAAGUUACACAGAAUCGUAAAAAGUGGCUGGGUUCAAGGAGGAGAUAUCGGAUUGGAAAAUGUCGCUCAUCUUCCGGAUGAAUGUUAUGCUGUAGAUCAUGAUCGCAGAGGAAUAUUAUCCCUAGCUAACUGUGGUAAGGAUACAAAUGGCACCCAGUUUUUCAUAAAUUUCAAUCCUGCUCCCUGGAUGGAUACUUACUAUGUUGCUAUAGGCCGCAUAAUUGAAGGUCAUUCUCUGCUACAGCAUAUAGAAAACGCGAAAACCUACUACGAAAGUCCUUGUUCGAGUUUUGUGAUAACUAACAGUGGUGUCCUGCCAUAUGGUAAAGGUACAAAAGUUCGUACAGACUUCAUAAACGAAACCAUCCAUCUUAUACACGACAGAUUCAAAUUUUCAAUUCGACAACAAAAUUUGAAUUUGAUUCAGAACAAAUUGACAACUGUUUCUAAAUUUGAGAGCGAUCAGAGAAGGAUUAGAAGUCGUAAAGUUCUGGGGAUUGAUAAGGAGGCGGAGGCUGUACUGAACAUACUAGACCAACACAUGUUGGAUGUACAUGUGGUGGAAAAUAUUUUGGAGAAAAUUUUGUUGAACACGUUUUUAGCUGCCGCGGUUCAUGAAGUACAUCCCGAUACAAAAUACUCGAACCAAGUGUCGUCAUCUGAGAUGUCGAUAGGGAGAUACAACUUGGACCUCUAUUCUGAGCCGCUGUUGAGAGCUAGUCUUCUAAAGUCGUUUCUCAGGAUAUGCUACGAGCGGGGAUUCCUUGAAAGUCCAUCACCAGACUAUGUGAGCGAGAAGGAGAUGAAGUCGUGGGACUUGUGUGAGCCAUCGUCGGACACCACCAUCAACUACAUCCUCAACUGUGUGAUGAAAGCUGUAGGCGACCAGUGCUCUCUAGCGGAGGAUCGAAGAGACGUCACUUCCAUUAUCGAUAGGCUGAUUUGUGAGGUGACUGAUAUAGCCGACUUGUCCGAGUAUGAAGCGGCUGUUCGAGACCAGGCGAAAAUAUUUCUUAGUGGUGUGUUCAAAGAGGCUGUGGAUCGGUUCAUGUCCCUAAGUGACUCAACUAUGGAAUUCAGGUUCACUCUGUAGCAUCAGUUAAAUGCUGCCUUCAUGUUUCACGAGAAAGAAGAUAUAUUUUGUUUGAAAAAAUCGAUUAAAUAAUUAGUCCAAAUUAUGUAAAUGUGAGUAUGAAAUUUGUAUUUUAAUCAAAAUUACUAAAUGAAUGUUUUGUGUAAAAAACCUUCAAACUGAUUUCUUCAAAUAUAAUAUUGUGUCCGAAUAUGAAUAUAAAAUGUGUAUUUUUAUAAAAUAACUGUGUAUUUAUUUGGAUACAAGUAAUAUACGGUACUGUAAAUACUAGUAGUUCUGUGAACAGUAGACCUCACGCAGUAUU
Messenger RNA from Nilaparvata lugens (brown planthopper), 2145 nucleotides. RefSeq lists its product as uncharacterized. Gene Ontology annotation, biological process: protein peptidyl-prolyl isomerization. Bases 192 to 1841 code for a protein of 549 amino acids. The record is from RefSeq and is a predicted model, not a curated record. Gene Ontology annotation, molecular function: peptidyl-prolyl cis-trans isomerase activity. NCBI's taxonomy places the organism in Eukaryota, Metazoa, Arthropoda, Insecta, Hemiptera, Delphacidae. The transcript has 8 exons.